This is a messenger RNA of Trichophyton verrucosum HKI 0517, 2004 nucleotides long. RefSeq lists its product as uncharacterized. Lineage: Eukaryota; Fungi; Ascomycota; Eurotiomycetes; Onygenales; Arthrodermataceae. The coding region runs from base 1 to 2004 and encodes 667 amino acids. Gene Ontology annotation, biological process: cell differentiation; regulation of transcription by RNA polymerase II. The record is from RefSeq and is a predicted model, not a curated record. The transcript has 3 exons. Gene Ontology annotation, molecular function: RNA polymerase II cis-regulatory region sequence-specific DNA binding; DNA-binding transcription factor activity, RNA polymerase II-specific.
AUGGAAACAUCUUCCACUGCUACUACUGCUACUCCCAAUAGCAUAUCAAUCAUGUCCGAUGCUCCCCUUGCUACGCCUGCUGGCGUCUCUACUCCCACAGAUACCAUGUCGUUAGCCACGCCUCCUCCAACAGCCACCUCCCAGGCGUCUUCUACCACAACCACCACAUCGUCCGCUACAGCCGCCACAUCUACAAGCACGGCCGCUACUUCAGCCUCUAUGGCCAGUGCGAACGCCACUUCAAGUGAUAGUCCUGCUGCUCGCCCCGCCUCCCGCCGUCCUCCUCGCAAGAGCACCUUGACUCAGCAGCAAAAGAACCACAAGCGCCAGCGCGCCACCCAGGACCAACUCGUCACCCUCGAGAUGGAAUUCAAGAAGAAUCCCACUCCCACCGCCGCCGUCAGAGAGCAGAUCGCGGAAGAUAUCAACAUGACCGAGCGUUCGGUGCAGAUCUGGUUCCAGAACAGGCGCGCUAAGAUCAAAAUGAUUGCUAAACGAGGUAUCGAGACCGGAGAAGACUGUGAUGCCGUCCCGGAGUCGAUGCGAAGAUACCUUGCACUCCAGCUAGAUCCUGCCGGUUCGAAUGCGCGAAACAUGCUAGGCCGUGCGGGGGGCUAUCCUUCGAACGAGCCCAUGAUGCAAUCCGCCACCUCGUCCAAAGUUGUGAUCCAGCAUUUUGCGUGCCGCUCUCUUCGCAUUGGCACCUGGCGGCGUGUUGGCCAAAAUACCAUGGACCUGGUCAUCUUCUACUCCCCAGACCAGGCAUGCAUGACUUACUACAUAAACAACGACUCCGCUGGUUACAAGAUCGAGUACCCCUUUUCAAGCAUUAAGAAUAUCAUCCUCGAGCCCGGUGACCCUGUUCCGCCAAUGGACGGCGCCAUUCCCCGAUCAGGCGGCUUAGUCAUCGAACUAAACCGUCCGCCAAACUUCUAUAUGGAUUCUUCCAACUCGGGCGGAUUCUACCAGUGCGGCGAUUUCACGGAGGAACAGCAGGCCACCAAGUCGCUGAUCCAUCAUCUUGGAGGCCAUCCCAAGGUCUUGAGUGUCCAACUAGCCAAGCUUGUCUCACUCGAAACGUUCCAGAACCGCCAUGUUCCAGCAUACCCCUUCACGCCAAACACCCCCUUUAUUGAUGGCUCUCCACAGUUUGUGCAUCUCCAUCGCCCUGCCUCGCAGCCAAACCAUCUCUCGCGAGCCCAGAACCGGCUCUCUGUGGACAACCAUUUGUCUGUAGGCCUACACCCCAACAGAGGUCACAAACGCCAGCGCAGCAGAUCCGUUCCUGGGCCUGUCGACUUCGCUGCCCUGCAUGCCAUGCCGGCUUUCCACUUCCAGUCCGCCAAUCCUUUCCAGCCAAGCACUCCACAGCACCAGGAGCAUCAGCAGCCAGACAUCUUCGCUCCUGUUCCCCUUGCACACUCACAAUUUCAACUCCCCCUGAACAUGAGUGAACCUGAUCUCCACAUAGAUACAUCUGCAACCCAGCCACCGCCAUCAUUCAGCAUGUAUCCUGCCUCUGCAACCUCUGCGGCUGCCACGUCUACUCCCGCCACGGACUUUGUAUCAACCCCGCUCUUUAGCAGCGCACCAGAUCAGCCUCAAUCCCUGGGAACACCGUUCAGCUUACCUUUCCUCUCCCCUUCACCAGCAGUUGACAUCGACAUCGACUCUGACCCCCACAGCAUGGCCCACCAGCAUCAGGCCCAAGCAGCUUCUUCUAACGGCCACUCACCUCCCUUAACUGCUACCCAACGCUCCUCUCCAACCAACAUGUUCGCCUCAACCGUCACAUCCACUGGUGUCGAUGACGGAAUCAUCCUCAGCGAUCUAUAUGCGAAGCAGAAUCUCGGAUGUAGCAGCUCCAUUGCCUCUCCAGGCAUGGAAAUGGAGGAGUCAUUUGCAAUGACUUUCCAGGGUAUGAGAGGACAUGGUCACGGCAUGAUGGGUAUGGGAUUUGACAGCGGUACGGUCGAUCCAAGCACCCUUGCUGCUGAAUCUUGA